UCUCCAUCGCACCGCUCCGUGUCUCCCUCCGUGCCCAGGCCGGUGGACAAGGUGGUGUUGGGGGAGUUUAGCCUGGAUUCCGACGAGGAGGACGUCCAGGUGUUGCGGGUUGCAGAGAAAUUCACGCCCCGCGGCGCCUGCGUCAUCCCGAUCCACAACGACAUCGCGCUGCUGAAGCUGGCCACCCCGGCCCGCCUCUCCGACACCGUGUCUCCGCUGCGCCUGGCCGGGCACUGCGACCACUUCCCGCCCGGGACGCCGUGCGUCAUCACGGGCUGGGGCCGGACGCAGGGCAACCACACGGAGAACUCGCCCACGCUGCGACAGGCAGUGCUGCCCCUCGUGUCCAAGGCGGACUGCAAGACGUACUGGGGCGACGAUGUCACGGGCGAAAUGAUCUGCGCCGGAGGAAGCGGGACCGCCCCCUGCAUAAACGACUCUGGGGGCCCCCUGGUGUGCCAGAAGGGGGGCGUCUGGACCCAGGUGGGCAUCGUGUCCUGGGGCAGUCGAGAGUGCGAAACCGACAAGCCGGCUGUGUUCACCCGCGUCCCUGCAUUCGAGUGCUGGAUUAAGGAGACCAUGGGGGCCAACUGAGCCCCCAGACCCGCCCUGGGCUCGCCCCUGCCCUGCUCCCCUCCACGCCCCAAUAAACCC
Molecule: messenger RNA, 654 nt
Organism: Perognathus longimembris pacificus (Pacific pocket mouse)
Lineage: Eukaryota; Metazoa; Chordata; Mammalia; Rodentia; Heteromyidae
Product: chymotrypsinogen B-like
Exons: 4
Biological process (GO): proteolysis
Molecular function (GO): serine-type endopeptidase activity
Source: RefSeq, a predicted model, not a curated record